AACGGGGUCCUCCCCCAAACAGAACACUUCGCAACUGCAGCCCCAAAUUCCCUCUAGCGCAGCACCUACGGCAGACGAAGGAAGAAGACGACCGAGCUCCUAUCCAACUCCGGCGAAGCUCCAUCUCCAGCCUCCCCACUCCGGAAAACCUCCAUCUUCAUCUUCAACACAAUCUUUACUCCUUAUUCUAGGUAAAUUCAAAUCCAUUUCAUCUAAUUUUGCACCUAGGGUUUAGAAUGUUAAAUUUUUGAAUUUUGGGAUUAUGAAUUGAUUGUGAAUGAAGUUGUUGUGAAAUGUGGAUAUGUAUGAAAUGUUGACAUUUGAUUUUAAAUUAAUUGUAAAAUGUUGUGUGUAUUUUGACAUUUGGGCAUUUGGGUAGAGUUGAAUGUACCUAAAUUUGGGUAUUCAAAGGUAGACAUUGAAUGUAGAUAUCAAAAUUUGGGUAGUUUGUUAUUGAAAUGUGAAUUGUUUGUGAAUUUGGAGUUAAUGAUAUAUUACAAUUUUGGAAGCAAUUUCUAUUAAAAAUGUGAAUGUGUAUAAAGUGUGUAUAUUGAUGCCUACUCAUGAAUGUUGGACAAUGAGUUGUUAUUAGAAUAUGGAUUUCUCAAGCUUCCCACUCGUGUGUCAUUGGGGAGGGAACUAUUAUGAGAAUGGUGGGCAAAUAUGCCAUGAAGGUGGCAGAACGAGCUUUGUCAUGGUUUCUCGUGGCGCUUGCAUGCUCGAGAUCCUUCAAAAAAUACAUGCAGCGACAAUGAUUCAUCCCGGCCGUUCAUUGCGGUUGAAAAUGAAAUUUCCCAUGAACGGGGGAAAGUACAUGCUUAUGCCGCUCAUUGAUGAGCUAGCUAUAACAAAUAUGUGAGGCAUAAUUCAGAUGGAGGAUAUGUCGUCGCUGGAGGUAUACAUUGAGGAAUGCUUUGACGCUAAUGCUACUCAAUCGACAUCAAAUGCUGGUGUAUCUAGGCAUGAUGUCAGUGCAGGGGUGAAUGCAGGGAAGUCGUCAAAGGUUCCUGUACUAGACAUGGUUAUACAGGAGGAUGGCAGGUAUUUGCACAACGGUGCGUCAUUUGUGGAUGGGCAGGGAAGUGAUGAUGAUGCAGACGAGAUUUAAUUGAAAAAAAUAGAGAGAAGGCAAAGCAUCACAUUGUCACUCCAUUUGAUUUAGGGCGAGGUAUAUUUCAGGUGGAGACCGGUUGUGGUGGCCGAACGUUGGGAAAGGGUGGGAGAAAACAAACUGUCCAUCUACAACGGAAAACGUGCACUUGCAAAAAGAUGGAGAUAUACAAGAUUCCUUGCUCCCAUGUAUUAGCCGUGUGUAGACAACGUAGUUUGUCUUAUGCUCCAUUUGUGGAUAAGUUCUUCUCUUCUGACCAAUACGCCGCCACGUAUCAUAGGGUGUUCAAACCGAUUCCUGAUCGUGAUUAUUGGCCCAAUUACAAUGGACCCGAAAUCGUGCACGAUCCAUCCAUGCUUCGGGCAAAGGGAAGACCAAAGUCGACCCGUAUUAAGAAUGAGAUGGAUGAUGGUCCACGAGGAACGGUAAGAUGUGGAAGAUGCCACCAAACCGGCCAUAAUAGAGCGACAUGUGCAAAGAGAUCAUCUAGACAAGAGGGGGGGUCCGCCGGGUAUGGAGGUGAUAGCGGAUCCUGGGCCGAGUGAUCCUUCUGUCCUGACACUGCAGGCCUCACACAGGAGUGAGGAUGUUUGGCUUGGCAUGGAUGUGCAGGUUGAUAGGUGCCGCGAGCAUCUGCGUGGUUUGUCCCAUUUACAUGUCGACCCCAGAGUCCUAG
Molecule: messenger RNA, 1787 nt
Organism: Cuscuta epithymum
Lineage: Eukaryota; Viridiplantae; Streptophyta; Magnoliopsida; Solanales; Convolvulaceae
Source: the annotation of a GenBank genome assembly